Molecule: messenger RNA, 2736 nt
Organism: Ziziphus jujuba (common jujube)
Lineage: Eukaryota; Viridiplantae; Streptophyta; Magnoliopsida; Rosales; Rhamnaceae
Product: DEAD-box ATP-dependent RNA helicase 24
Exons: 5
Coding region: 272-2626 (784 amino acids)
Molecular function (GO): RNA helicase activity; RNA binding; ATP binding
Source: RefSeq, a predicted model, not a curated record
UUUGAUUUGGUGCCCCCCGAAUCAGAGUUCUUGGUUGGCGACCGUGACUGGGUGCUGUAGCCUUCAUCUUCUACCGGCCUAAAAUUCGUUUCCUGCUACGGCCAUAGUCAGCUUUCUACUUCUCUUCGUAAAACGGUUCAGUUCCAAGAAGAAAAAGAAGACAACAAACAUCGAAAUUAGGCCUCUUAGGGUUUUAUCCAAUCGGAAGUAAUCCACAUGCCGAGUUAGGGUUUUCCCAUUCUGCAAAGCAGCUUACACACCAAUUCGAACCAUGUCGAAAAGGAAGUUCGGUUUCGAAGGCUUCGGCAUAAACCGCCAAACCACCUACAACUUCGAACGCUCUCAACAAGCUCCACAGCGAUUAUAUGUUCCCCCUUCUUCACGCUCAAAGGCCCACGACAACUACGAAGACAACGACCUUGACAAUAUAGAUUACGAGGAGAAUGAUACUUCCAAGGAUGGAGGCGAUAACGGUAAUGGUGGAGCUGAGAACGAGGAAAUUGACCCUCUCGACGCGUUCAUGGAGGGUAUCCACGAGGAGAUGAGGUCGGCGCCGCCCCCGAAACCGGUUGAGAAGGCGGAGAAGUACAAGGACGAUGAGGAAGACGAUCCGGUGGAGAGCUUUCUCAGGGCGAAGAAAGACUUGGGUUUGACGCUGGCUUCUGAUGCGCUUCAUGCUGGUUAUGAUUCCGAUCAGGAGGUUUAUGCGGCGGCUAAGGCGGUUGAUGCUGGGUUGUUAGAGUACGAUUCAGAUGAUAAUCCGGUGGUUUUGGAUAAGAAGAAGAUUGAACCAAUUCCGGCUCUUGAUCAUAGCUCGAUUGAUUACGAGCCAUUUAAUAAGGAUUUUUAUGAGGAGAAAGAUUCAAUAUCUGGGAUGAGUGAGCAAGAUGCUGCUGAAUACCGAAAGAGCUUGUCCAUCCGUGUGUCGGGUUUUGAUGUACCAAGGCCAAUUAUGACAUUUGAAGAUUGUGGUUUUUCUUCACAACUCAUGAAUGCUAUUAAAAAACAAGCCUAUGAAAAGCCUACACCAAUACAAUGCCAAGCUUUACCCAUUGUGCUUUCUGGGACAGAUAUUAUUGGUAUAGCAAAAACUGGUUCUGGUAAGACUGCUGCUUUUGUUCUUCCCAUGAUUGUCCAUAUCAUGGAUCAGCCUGAACUUGAGAAAGAAGAGGGUCCUAUUGGAGUGAUAUGUGCACCCACUAGAGAACUGGCACACCAAAUAUAUUUAGAGUCCAAGAAAUUUGCAAAAUCUCAUGGGAUUCGUGUAUCUGCUGUGUAUGGUGGAAUGUCCAAACUUGAACAGUUCAAAGAGCUCAAGGCAGGAUGUGAGAUAGUUGUUGCUACUCCUGGGAGAUUGAUAGACAUGCUGAAAAUGAAGGCACUAACAAUGUCGAGGGCAACUUACCUGGUACUUGAUGAGGCUGAUCGGAUGUUUGACCUUGGAUUUGAGCCACAAAUUAGGUCUAUUGUUGGUCAGAUCAGGCCUGAUCGUCAGACAUUACUAUUUUCUGCAACAAUGCCUCGUAAGGUUGAAAAGUUGGCUAGAGAGAUUCUCACUGAUCCUGUAAGAGUUACCGUGGGGGAGGUGGGAAUGGCCAAUGAGGAUAUCACUCAGGUUGUUCAUGUGAUUCCUUCUGAUGCUGAGAAGUUGCCCUGGCUUCUUGAAAAGCUACCUGAAAUGAUUGAUAAUGGAGAUGUUUUGGUGUUUGCUUCAAAAAAAGCUACAGUGGAUGAGAUUGAAACCCAGCUGACUCAGAGAAGUUUUAAAGUCGCAGCUCUUCAUGGUGACAAAGACCAGGCUUCAAGGAUGGAGACUUUGCAGAAAUUUAAGUCCGGCAUCUAUCAUGUUCUUAUUGCAACAGAUGUUGCAGCUCGUGGUCUUGACAUCAAGUCAAUUAAGUCUGUGGUUAACUUUGAUAUUGCGAGAGACAUGGACAUGCAUGUACAUCGUAUUGGGAGAACAGGUCGUGCUGGUGACAAAGAUGGGACUGCUUACACUCUUAUAACACAGAAAGAGGCACGGUUUGCUGGUGAAUUGGUUAACAGUUUGGUUGCUGCUGGUCAGAAUGUGUCAGUGGAGCUAAUGGAUCUUGCCAUGAAGGAUGGGAGAUUCAGGUCCAAACGGGAUGCAAGGAAAGGAGGUGGAAGAAAAGGUAAAGGGAAGGGUGGAGGCGGUGGCGGUGGCGGUGGCGGUGGCGGUGGUGGUGGCAGCGGUCGAGGUGUACGUGGAGUGGAUUAUGGUUUGGGUAUAGGAUACAAUCCCGAAUCCAAUGCGCCAUCUCAUAGUGUGCCUAGUCGAUCAGCAGCAGUAAAUUCUCUAAGGACAGGCAUGAUGGCACAAUUCAAGAGUAGUUUCGUUGCUGCUUCAUCCAACAGUCAGAGUCAAGGCUCGAGUAAUAGUACAAGUGCGUCUGCCAACAGGAGACCAGCAUUACCUGGAUUUGUGUCUGGUGGUUCAAUAGGUGGGGAUUCAUAUAGAACUCAGACAACCAACCCAGUUACUCCUGCUCCUACAUCAGGGGUAAACAAAUUCGGUCAGAACUCUGGAAAUGUAACUCAGAACGAUUUGGAAAGUUCUAGAGAUCGACCUAGAGAAAGGCGGAGGCCGUCUGGUUGGGACCGUUAGUUUGAAUUUUGUUUAUGUAUUUAUUUUACCAUGUGUAUGAAUUUAUUUUUUAUUACGUCAUAACUUUUGUAGCAUAUUAAGCAAUAUGAUAAUAUUGUUUUUCUUCUUUU